CUCUCAGGUUACUAGAAAAAGAUCCAUUUGACUUCCAUCUUUCGGUUCGUAGUUCGGAGCUUCCCCACACGGUGGUGAAUUCUUUCGAACAAUUCAUUCUCCUAAUGGAUGAUGAUGGACAAAUUGAAACCUCAUUGGCCGAAAUCCAAUCCUUCUUUGAUUCCGCACCUCCUUUGAAAGACCGUGAAGGGAUCAUCACCAAAGUUCAAGACUUUAUACACAAGAAUUCUUCUUCUUCUGGGAUCGGAAAAGCUGCCAGAGUGGUCUGUGUUACUUCAGGAGGUACUACUGUUCCAUUGGAGCAACGAUGUGUUCGCUACAUUGACAAUUUCAGCUCUGGCCGCAGGGGAGCUGCAUCCACUGAGUACUUUCUGGAAGCUGGUUAUUCUGUCAUCUUUUUGUAUCGAAGUGGUACCUGUCAGCCAUACUGUAGCACUCUUCCUGAUGAUCCAUUCCUGAAUUGCUUCGAUGCUUCUGAUGACACAGCUAUUCAAGUCCACCCGUCAUUUGCGAAAGAAGUCAAAAGAGCCAUCAAAGAGAAUCGUGCAGCUGUUCUGGGAGGACGAUUGUUGAAACUUUCUUUUACAACAAUUUUCGAGUAUCUUCAGAUGUUACAGUUGAUUGCUACAUCAAUGAAUACCCUUGGACCAAGUGCUAUGUUCUAUCUUGCCGCUGCUGUCUCUGAUUUUUAUGUUCCUUGGGAAACUAUGAAUGUACACAAAAUUCAGUCAGGGUCUGGUCCUUUAGACAUAAGCCUCGCCCAAGUGCCUAAAAUGAUUUCCGCACUAAGGAGAGAAUGGGCACCUUUGACCUUCUGUAUAUCAUUUAAACUAGAGACUGAUUCAAAGAUUCUUUUAGAGAAGGCUCGUAGGGCCCUUAAAAAGAACAAAGUACAUUUGGUGGUAGCUAAUGAGCUUUCAACUCGUAAAGAGGAGGUCAUAGUUGUUGCAGAGAAUGAAGAGAUUGUAGUUCGAAGAAACCAGAGUAAAGCAGAGGCUGAAGUUGAGAGGCCACUGGUUGCACUGCUGGUGGAUAGACAUUCAGCUUAUAUAAAGCAUUCAGGAUCAUGAUCACUUAGCAAAAGUAUUUGACUUGUUCAUCCUGAAAGUGAUUCGUAAUGGCUCAUCCAGAAAGCGUUUGCUUUCUUUCAGUCAAUUCAUACUUUUGUUUUUGUUGAAUAAAGCUGGAAUUAAGGCAAUGAUGGUUGCCAAAUGUUUCUUAUUUACUAUUGAAUGGUAGCAACUUCUAAUUUAGGGGAUCCGGCAUGAAGAUGCUGACAACAGUAUUGGUGCAGUUUGACUUAGCUUGCUUCAGAGAUCGAUAGUUUUAAGGAUUUCACUGUGAAGGAAGUGGAUGUUGCUUCCUUUUUGUGUUUUCUUUUCCUUCGUUGAAAGAAUGAAGAAAAUCUAGCAAUAAUGUUAAAACCAUGUUCGGUUGAACAAUGUUGACUGUAUACAUCUUUCAUAUAUAAACUGGAAAUCCCUGUAUACAACAAUAUUCAUUCCUAUUUUAUAUACAAUAUACAUAAAUCUCAAAUGUUGUUAAAAAUCUAAGAAAGAAUCUUAUGGUCGAAAACAGUAUAUAUUUGCUGUAUGCAUCCAUCUUCACAAAUCAUCAUUUUCAUCCUUUUCAAGCUCCAGGCCUUCAGCAGCCAAUAACCUGCUAAUGACUUUCUUCUGCUCUUCUUCAGCUUUCUUUCGCAUUAAAUCUCUCUUUUUCAGUACGAGUGUAUGCCGCCUCAAAGUGUUGUUGAAGUUUUGCAUAGAUGCUUUCUUCUCUUUCGCAAGUAUUUUCCUUUCUUCUUCAGGAUCAAUCUAAGUCCAUUCAAAAUGCAAAUCAACUACAUGGUACAACUAUGAACAAAAUUCGACGGGUGUGGAAGCAAAAAGGAGAGCCCAUUAGAGUUGGACAAUAAUUCAAACAUUUCUUAACACGAAAGAGUGCAAGCUAAAACAUAACCAAAGGGCUUCAGUAAUGAAGCUGUGAAUUAGAUACAUACAACAAUCUUUCCGUCACUUCAACGACAUUCAUGAGCAAAUUUUCUCCCACGAGGUAGGAAUUGAUCUAGCAUGACUAGAUUUGCCAUCUAGGAGUUUUCAGGAUUAUGAAGAUGAAAUGAAUGCAAUGGUAUAGUGCAUGAAAAAUGUCAAUGAUUCAUCUUCAUCAAACUUUCCCAACGAAAUCGACAUCCAGAUGAAGGUUUAAGGGAUCAGUAAAAGUGGGACUCCUGACCAUCUCUCUCUUCACCUUCCUUCCCAAAGGAUCGAAAAGUUCAGCGGCUUUACAGAUUCCAGACAGCUAAAAUGGGCUUACAAAAUGCAAAAACACACCUACCUUUGAACGAGCUAGCCGACGUGCUCGAAGAUUGAGUUCACGCUGCUGCUGCUCAGCCCAGGCAGCAAUGGCCAUAUCACCCCGCUGGUCGAAUGCUUUCCUCUUUUUGAUAAUCCAUUCCAUCCAUGCUUGAGAAGCCUAAUGGAAAACCAAUAAAAUAAUUUUUCAAUGCAUUAAUAUUCGAGGGUCAAGAUACUUUUCAACACUCAAACCGACACUAAGCUUCACCUUCAUCGGAUUCACUCGAUUGUCCAUGUCAUAUUUCCUUCGGCUCUCCUCAUCUAUUAGCAGCUCAUAUGCUGCUUGAAUUUUUAUAAAUCGAGCUUCAGCUGUUUCCCCUUCAUCCAAAGUUCCUUUGCCAUCAUAAACUAGUAGAGAUGAAGAGAAAUGGAUUAGCAAACAGAAAUUUGACUGUAAAAGCAUUAGCAACCUCAUUAAACUCCAAAAGAUUAACAGAUGUUUCUCAUGGCAAAUGAAAAAGUAUUGAAUCCUUUUAUCACCAGAAUCUUGAUAGGCGCAUAUGACAUUAAGCUAAACCAAUGAUCAAAACUCUGUAAUUAAGUAGGAGAUAAACCAUCAAGAUCAAGGAAGGAAACCACUCAAAAACAACAAAACUUGUCAUUGCUAGUAACAAACAGUUAGCUAAUUAUGGCCAUUUCCCUUGCCUGGAGCAAAGAGAAUCUAAUAGUAUCAUAGGUUAAGAUGUCAUAAUCAGUUUAACUUCUAAUAUACCUUCUGAAUCCAUAUUUAUUUAUGGAUACUAGCAUCAUACAGUACAGCUUCACCACCAUAAAAGAAAGGAGUUGAUAGCUAUUAUGCUCAUGACAUGACCUUGAGAUGUUAUUCGACGGACAAAAGUAAAGAGAUCAAGGAGAGAAGAAACAGAAUUUUUUUUUUCAGGAUAAGAGUGUACUUCGUACUGCCUGAUAACAUCUAAACACCGCAUUCUGUUUUGAGCAAAAUCGAGACAACUUUAUCUCCUUAAACAUUUCAUCUAUGUAGAGGAAAUAGUACAUACACUAAUUAAAUUUAAAUGCAUUGAGAAAACUAGAUACAGUUGGAACCAACCAUCGGGAUGAUAGAACUUCGCCAACCGUCUAUAAGCAACCUUUAUUUGCUCCUCAUCUGCAUCCCUUUCCAAUUCUGUUGUCAAAGAAUCCACUGGUCACUUUUGGAACACUACAAAGGGAAGACAACAAGUCGAAACCAAGACGAAAGCAAACAACAUCCUUUCCUCGAACAGAACAAAUGUCACUUUGAGAUGAAUCUAAUAUAACCCAAAAAGCACUACAAUGAAGUAACAAAAGGCAUUUACAGGUUACAGGGUUCAGCUCACAAGUAAAGGAAAAACCUAGAUGAUCAAAGAUAAACAUUCAUCUUAGGGAAACCAUGAAAUUACCAAGGGUUUCAUACGGCGAUUUAGAAUCGUUCCAAUUCGAAGAAGCUUUAACAGCCAUCCUCCUCUGCUGCUGAUUCAAUCUCCAUCUUCCAUCCCAAGACUCCAUUUUUACAGCUGAAUCCAUUCCCAACAAAGGGGGAGGGCAUAAAAACACUUUAACGGAACGCUUUGCUGAAAAUCCAGGGAAACCCAUAUCGGAAUUCUUUAUUGAAACCGUCACCUUCACCACCGAUCGGCAACAUGAAAAAACUGUAUGGGGCUUACAAACUGCCCUGAAACUUCCCAUCCUUUCUCCUUAAAUCUUCAACCAAGUCGUGAAUUCACUACAAAAGGGUUUUGAAUUUUCUUUCUUUUCGCUUAUUUCCAACUUUCGGAUGAUAAAUUUGGAAUGGUUAAAGUCGUGAAGGAAGUGAAGAGGUGAUGAAUGAUGGGGAAUCUUCUUUGGUGAAUCUAAAAAAAAAAAAAAAGUUUCUUUUCAUUUACGGUUUAUUUUGUGGAUGGUUUGGCUCCAAAUUUAGUUGACAGUUGAGGAAGAAAUUCGCUCACUUGACAAUUUUGCCCACAGUUCAUUCGCCUAAUUUCAAAAAUUGGACGUAGAUGUCUUUCUCAUUCAGGCUGCUUUGUUUGCCUAAUUUUAUUUUUUUUUUCUUUCUGCAGUUUGAUUUUUC
Molecule: messenger RNA, 4401 nt
Organism: Oldenlandia corymbosa var. corymbosa
Lineage: Eukaryota; Viridiplantae; Streptophyta; Magnoliopsida; Gentianales; Rubiaceae
Source: the annotation of a GenBank genome assembly